GAAAUUAGAGAGCUUUUGAACAAAGAACUUCAAAGCGUGUUUGCAAUGGCAUCAAAAGCUUUCUUCAUCGCAGUGGCUGUUUUUGCCACAAUUUUUGCUCCAACAAUGGCUACUCAGUUUGUGGUUGGGGAUGAUAAAGGUUGGACGUUGGGCGUUGACUAUGCCAAGUGGGCUGAAGGCAAAGAAUUCCACGUUGGCGACAUGCUAAUGUUCAACUACCCACCGGGAAAGCACAACGUGUUAAAGGUAAACGGGACGGAUUUUAAACAGUGCACCAAACCAUUAGGAGCUGAGCCUCUCACCAGCGGAAGCGACAUGAUCACACUGGCGGCUCCCGGAAAGAAAUGGUACAUUUGUGGCGUCGCCAACCACUGCAACCAGGGUCCGAUGAAGCUUGUCAUUAAUGUUUGGCCGGAAGGUUAUUCGCCGACUCCCGCUCCACAACCCGGAUCCGCCUACGGAAUCACUGCUCCGUCACUGAUGAUUGCUGCUCUAGUUUCCAUGAUCGUUUGGAUCAUGAUUUAAAGCCUGCUUGAUUUGGAAUUUUUUGAAUAACAUUUUAUAGAUUUUGAUGGUUUAAUUUUGGACUUAGUAUGUUACGUUUUGGAAUAAAUCCGGAGAGUGUACGCCCUCAGUGCUCUCCAUUAAUUUGUUA
Oldenlandia corymbosa var. corymbosa is the source of this 655-nucleotide messenger RNA. Lineage: Eukaryota; Viridiplantae; Streptophyta; Magnoliopsida; Gentianales; Rubiaceae. The record is from the annotation of a GenBank genome assembly.